AUGUGGGCAUGUUCUAGCAUCGCUAGUACGUUUCCAAAGUGCUUGACAACUUUCCUAUUCCUCUAUACGGGUAUCACAACCGUUUUAUACGUCGAGUUUAUUCCUUUCGGCAUAGUGUUAAUUUUAAUUGGAGCUAGUAUCGUUCUGAACCUAUACACUUAUUUCAAAAUUAUCAGAGUGGGCGCUGGAAGUUCAACAGAAUUUCCAGAUCUGAAAAUUGCAAAUCUUGAAGCUGCAGAACAGGGGUUAGAGUUUCCUCCAAAGUUUUUGACUCAAAGAUCAGUAACAUUGAAGAGAAACGGCAGGUUCAGAUUUUGUCGUGAGUGUGUAGUCUGGAAACCUGAUAGGUGUCAUCAUUGCUCUGCGUGCAAUAAAUGCCACCUGAAGAUGGAUCACCACUGUCCGUGGUUUGCGGUUUGUAUCGGGUUUCGAAAUCAAAAGUACUUCAUCCAAUUUCUUCUUUACGCCUUAACAUAUUCUGUCCUCGUGUUUUUCUUUACAGGAGCAGAUCUGUUCAUAUGGUUUCGCUCUCGACGUUAUGAACAUGAAGUUAUCAAUUUAUCAUUAUUAGUGGUAUGGCUUUUAUCUGUCAUCAUCACAAUAUCAGUGGCUGCAUUUACUGGACAUUCAAUCUACCUCAUAACCAAAAACCAAACUGUUAUUGAAAUGUAUGAAUGGAACAAUUACAAGUCAAAUAUGAACAUCUUAGAUGAGUCAAGAGGAACUAUUACUUCGAUCGAUACCAAUAUGUUUGAUCUAGGUUCAGCAUCGCGCAACUGGGAGAGUGUCAUGGGAGAAACUUGGCUUGAGUGGCUUUUGCCUAUUCAGGCGUAUGCCCAGGUAAAAAACAGACAUACCCUAGAUGAAAGUGGCUUAUACUUUAGAGUCAAUGGCAACAUGCAAGGGCAGGUUUCCGGCAGCAUGAUCUUACAAGAGCAACUGAUGCGGCGCUUAACACCAAGGUCCUCGUACGGUGACAAUGAAUUACGACCCCCAGAUAUGCUCUUUGAGGUUAACUAA
Messenger RNA from Lachancea nothofagi CBS 11611, 1020 nucleotides. The record is from the annotation of a GenBank genome assembly. NCBI's taxonomy places the organism in Eukaryota, Fungi, Ascomycota, Saccharomycetes, Saccharomycetales, Saccharomycetaceae.